AUUGCUAUUGCAAGUCCACUUCUUAUAAGACUCAGACGAAACCACUGAUAAACCCCACCUUUUGUUUCUCUUUCUCCAAUUCUGAAAUAGGAACAAAUCAAUUCUAAGUUCACUUGUUUUGGGUGUUUCCAACUCUGAGACCAUGGAUACUCAGCAUGGUUCCCCUUUUAGCUGGGCUUAUUUUUGUCAAGCUAAGACAAUGGAAGAGCUUAAGCAUUCACUUUUAUGUACUACUAUGGAGCUUGAACAAACAAAGAUCCUAGUUCAAGAGGAGCUUCGAAAGAGAGAUGAUCAAGUACUUGAACUCAAGGAGUUGCUGAGCAAGGCUAUGAAAGAGAGAGAUGAAGCCAAGGAGAAAUACCAAAGGCUUUUCCUUGAGAAACUAGGGCAUCAUCACCACCAACACCAACAGGUUUCCAGCAUUGAAGAUGAACCCAGAAGAGGGAUUGAUUCAAACAAUGGCUUCUCAUCAUCUGAUUGUGAGGAAAGUAUUGUUUCAUCCCCUGUUGUUGACCCAAUUCAACAAGGACCACAAGCAACCAUAGAGCUGGUGCCUGAUAGGCCAUUGCCUGAAAAGGGAAAGCUUUUGCAGGCAGUGAUGAAAGCUGGUCCACUCUUGCAAACCCUUCUUUUAGCUGGACCGUUGCCUCAAUGGAGACACCCACCACCACCACUUGAUUCCUUUGACAUCCCACCUGUGACCAUCCCUUCACCACCACCACCACCACAUCGGCUCCACCAAGACUCCUUCACCACCCUAAACGCCUGUGGUAAAGUUAACAGAAAAAGGAUUCUAUUGGAAGGCUCUGAUUCUCCUACAGAGACCAAGUACCAAAGAAUAGUUCUCCAUUGACUGCAAACAAAAGAGUAGUCUACAUAAUACUAGUUUAUGGUGACUGAUGAAGUAUUUUUGUACAAAGGAUUGCUUUGGAGAAACAACUAUCCAUUUUCCUAAUUACCCUUUGGAGAGCUUUCAUUUCCUCGGCUUUUUGCCAAUGUUUCCCGGUGAAGAUAUUUGUCCUUUUCUUACCCCCCAAAAAAAAAAAAACCCAUUUUUUCUUCACAAUUUUUUUUUUUUUUUUUUGCUCCAUUGAUGUGAAAGGGAGCUGUGAUUUCUCCAAAACUGCUGUGGAAAAGUAAAAAAUUACUAGUAGUAUGAUAACAUUUAGCUACCCUACUCUUUUACUGAGGUUUGUGAUUAGUAUGUGAAAAUUGUGGACGAAAUGGUUAAGAGUUUAAUGCUUCUUAUGUAUGGAUUCAAGUCUCGUGGAUGAAGAAAAUAAGGUAUGAGAGUCUUAUUCUUCAUCUAAAGAAAUAAUUUAACCGGAAUCUAACGUGACUAUUGAACACCGAAAACGAAACAAAAAAGAUGCUAAAAGGGCAGAAAUAUUGGGUGUGGAGUGGUUGAAAUGGGAAGAUGGGCAUGGCCAACAACCAAGAAGGAUCUAAGAGGGAUUGUUUGAUCGCUUGUCGAUUAGUGGCUCCCGCAAAUCGGAAUCAGGAUCCGCUAAUGGCCUCACCUAUGAUUGUUGUUGUUGUUGAGUAUGAUUAUUUUAUAUGUAGGUGUAUGUUUCUCCAAAUGAUGCUCUCCUUUCAUUAAUACUAAUAUUAUUGUAUUAAUAA
Messenger RNA from Gossypium arboreum, 1623 nucleotides. RefSeq lists its product as uncharacterized. The coding region runs from base 143 to 853 and encodes 236 amino acids. The transcript has 2 exons. Lineage: Eukaryota; Viridiplantae; Streptophyta; Magnoliopsida; Malvales; Malvaceae. The record is from RefSeq and is a predicted model, not a curated record.